Theileria equi strain WA is the source of this 267-nucleotide messenger RNA. RefSeq names its product signal peptide containing protein. The transcript has a single exon. Bases 1 to 267 code for a protein of 88 amino acids. Lineage: Eukaryota; Apicomplexa; Aconoidasida; Piroplasmida; Theileriidae. The record is from RefSeq and is a predicted model, not a curated record.
AUGAAAAUAAAAGUGGUUGAGAGGUACUUGGCACUCUCGCUUUUCAUUUUGAAUCUGCAAGCAUGCAGUGCUGUACUCGGACGUCAAAAGAUCCUAGUAGAUCUCAACCUCUCUAGAGCUUUACCCGGAAAGAUCAUGGCCAUUUAUUCCCGAGAGAUGCACGGGGCUAUGAACUAUACUGUCAAGGGUAAUGCCAGACAUACACAUAUUAUCGGAGCAGUAAUCGAUCGAGGUAAGUUGAAUGCGGAGUAUACGAAUGGAGCGUAG